Messenger RNA from Salarias fasciatus (jewelled blenny), 1114 nucleotides. RefSeq names its product uracil DNA glycosylase a (gene unga). The transcript has 7 exons. Gene Ontology annotation, cellular component: mitochondrion; nucleus. Gene Ontology annotation, molecular function: uracil DNA N-glycosylase activity. Gene Ontology annotation, biological process: base-excision repair, AP site formation via deaminated base removal; base-excision repair. The record is from RefSeq and is a predicted model, not a curated record. The coding region runs from base 85 to 987 and encodes 300 amino acids. NCBI's taxonomy places the organism in Eukaryota, Metazoa, Chordata, Actinopteri, Blenniiformes, Blenniidae.
CCACUGCAGCUUCACUCCGAUUUUACACAUUUAGCUACCUCGUCUGUUUCAACGCAGUCCACCGGCAGACUGUCUUUCCGCAGGAUGAUUGGACAGAAAACCAUCAGCUCGUUUUUUUCGCCCGUUUCCAAAAAGAGGAGUUUGAAUGAGUUGAACGACAAUAAGGAGGAUGUUAACGACACGAAGAAGCAGAAGUCCAGUGCGGAGGACCCGGAGCCCUGUAGCCCGUCUAAGACGCCUCUGUCCCCGGAGCAGCUGGACCGGAUCGCCCGCAACAAGAGAGCGGCGCUGGAGAAACUAGCCUUGGCUCAGACUCCGCCUGGGUUUGGAGAAACUUGGAGAGAGUCUCUGUCGGCUGAGUUUGGAAAAGGCUACUUCAAACAGUUGACGAGUUUUGUCAGCGAGGAGAGGAAACGCCACACCGUGUACCCGCCUGCAGACCAGGUCUUCACCUGGACACAGAUGUGUGACAUCCGAGAUGUCAAAGUGGUGAUUCUGGGCCAGGAUCCGUAUCACGGUCCAAACCAGGCCCACGGAUUGUGCUUCAGUGUCAAAAGACCUGUACCUCCCCCACCCAGCUUGGAGAACAUGUACAAAGAACUGGCCUCAGACAUUGAAGGCUUCCAGCACCCUGGACAUGGUGACCUGACUGGGUGGGCCAAACAAGGCGUGCUGUUGCUCAAUGCUGUGUUGACCGUCAGAGCGCACCAGGCCAACUCCCACAAAGAUAGAGGCUGGGAGACGUUCACCGACGCCGUCGUGCAGUGGCUCAGCAAAAACCAGGAGGGACUUGUGUUCAUGCUGUGGGGAUCAUAUGCUCAGAAAAAAGGAGCUGCUAUAAACCGGAAACACCACCACAUCCUGCAGGCUGUGCAUCCUUCUCCACUGUCUGCUCAUCGUGGCUUUUUUGGCUGCAGGCACUUCUCAAAGGCCAACGAGCUCCUCCAGAAAUCUGGAAAAUCACCUGUGGACUGGAAGGCACUUUAAGUUGUCCUACAUGUUAAUUUUUCUAGCAUGUAACGACAGACAUCAACCCAUCCAUAAGCUAUGUCAUAGCAAUCAUAUGUUCUACUUUCUGCUAACUACAAGUGUUCAUGUUUGCAGUUUGUUCUAU